Messenger RNA from Vidua macroura (Pin-tailed whydah), 1965 nucleotides. It is a transcript of the gene USHBP1, whose product is annotated as USH1 protein network component harmonin binding protein 1. Lineage: Eukaryota; Metazoa; Chordata; Aves; Passeriformes; Viduidae. The record is from RefSeq and is a predicted model, not a curated record.
AUGAGGACGGCUGGGGGGGCCACCGCCACCGUCCCCACUGUCGCCGCUGGCAGCCCAGCGCCGCGCCGCCGCGGCGGCAGCGGCCCGGCCGCGCGCAGCCCGGACCUCUUCGAGCGCCUGCAGCACGCCGUGAGCUCCCUGGAGCGCGCCGUGUUCUCCCGCCACCGGCAGCCGCCGGCGUGGCCACCGCCCGCCCCGGCGUGGCACCGAGCGGUCCAGAGCCUGCAGGAGCUGAGCCGGACACCGGGCUGGGCGCGCCGCUGGUGCCCGGAGGGGGCGGCGGGGCCGGGGCUCCCGGCGGAGGUGGCGGCGGCGGCGGCGAGGAACGCGAGCCUGCGGGCAACCCUGGGCCAACGCGACGAGGAGCUGGGCCAGGCCACGGCCGCGCUGCGGGCGCUGCGGGGCGAGCGGGAGCGCCUGCAGGGCAAGGUGCGGGACCUGCGGGAGGCUCUGGCCAGGCUGGAGGAGCCGGGAGGGUCUGGCAGUGACACCCCCGGGACCGGCGACACCCCCGGGACCGGUGACAGCCCCGGGACCGGUGACAGCCCCGGGACCGGCGACACCCCCGGAACCGCGACGCCCCCGGGACCGGUGACAGCCACGGGACCGGCGACACCCCCGGGCCCAGCAGCCCCCCGGGGCACCGGCCCCGCGCCCCGCUGUCCCCCCCAGCCCUCGGCGGGCCCCGGCCGGGAGCAGGAGGAGCGGCUGCAGCAGCUGCAGGGGGUGCUGGCGCGGCUGCAGGAGGCGAACCGGGAGCUGGCGGCGGCGCUGGGCGAGUGCAAGGGCGAGGCGGAGCGGCUGAGCAUGGAGCUGGGGCGGAGAGAGUCCCGCUGCAGCGGGCUGCGGCUGGCGCUGCGCUGCAGCGAGCGCUGCGGGGGCGCCUACGCCGUCCUCCUGGACCUGGUGCGGGCAAAGGUGGCACCGGAGGGUGGCACCCGUGGGGGAACCGCGGCGGAACCGAGCCCGGGCCACGAACCGGGAGCCGGCGCCGCCACAACGGAACCGGGACCCGGCCCCGCCACACCGGAGCCCGCGGGGCCAGCGGAACCGGACAGCCGAGAGGACCCCGCGGACAGCCCCGGGGCUCACAGCUCCCGGGGCAUGGCGGAGGGAGCGCUGCGGGAACUCAUCCGGCGGCUCCGCGCCGAGCAGGCGGCGGUGGAGGGGUCCCUGCUGGACGCCCCCGAGCCCUCGGAGCCCCCCCGGGAGCGGGACCCCCGAGGCCGGGCGGAGCGGGCGCUGCGGGACGCGCGGGCGCUGCUGCCCGGCUGGAGGCGGCCCGAGAAGGAGGAGCUGCUGCAGGAGCUGGCCGUGCUCAAGGAGGCGCUGGCGGAGCUGCGGACGCGGCUGCAGCUGGCCCAGAAGGAGAAGCGGGCCCUGGAGCUGCUCCUGGCCGCGCACGGGCCCCGCGAGGCCGCGCUGCGCCUCCUGCUGCAGCACCGGGAGCGGGAACGGGAGCGGGACGGGCGGGACGGACCCUCCGGCAGCUCCGGCAGCAGCUCCGGCAGCUCCGAGGAGGACGCGCGGAGGGGCCGGGGGGCGGCGAUGGCUCCGCGGAACCCCCCGGACCCCGAGAGAAGCAGGGAGGAGCUGCUCCGGAUCCGGGCCAGGACGGAGCGGCUGCGCGGCCGUGCCCAGGAGCUGGCGCUGGCGCUGGAGCAGGGCAGCGCUGCCAGCCGUGCCCAGCAGGCGCUCAGCGCCGCCGCCACCGCGGAGCUCCUCCAGGAGCACAGCUCGCUGGCCCUGGCGUACCGCGGGGCGCGGCGCAGGCAGGCGGAGCAGCUGCGGCGGCUGCGGGCGCGGGCGGCGGCGCUGCGGGGCCAGCACGGCCGCAGGGAGCGAGCCCUGGCCCGGACACUGCGGGACCGCGAGCGCGGCGGCGAGACCUGCAUCUAGGGAGCCGCGGAAAGGCACGGGGAAAGGCGGAAAGGCACGGGAAAACCAGAGGAAUCCACGGGGAAA